Aegilops tauschii subsp. strangulata is the source of this 100-nucleotide messenger RNA. Lineage: Eukaryota; Viridiplantae; Streptophyta; Magnoliopsida; Poales; Poaceae. The record is from RefSeq and is a predicted model, not a curated record.
GUCGCCGCCGCCGCCGCCGCCGGCGACCAGGAGGCAGGACGCCCUACCACAUAGCUACCGGCUACUGCGAGGUCAGCGCGCCAUUCCUCCAGCUCGUUAA